AUGUCGAUCUUCUUUGCUGCAGUAGCUAUUGUCUACUUCCUGCUUGCCGUGGUCGAUGGUCUCCCUGCUACCGGCUACGAAGGUCUGCAAUCUGGCCCUACCGCACUCCACUUCGACCUCGCCAGCCAACGCGAACUUCUCCUCGACGUUUUCAACCAUUACGAAACCUACCUCAACGGCAUCGGCGCUUCCCUCGCCUCCGUGCAAAAUUCGAAUUACGUGCUUACGGCUACGCUUGCGACCAUCCUCGAGCUUGGUGCAUCAUCGUAUCGUUGCAGAGGGGACCGUUCGCAGUGCUUCGCGAAGGCAAGGAAACGAAAGACUGCACUGCAUAGCAAGGUAGUUACGCAUAACGAAGUCACGAAUUACUCUAGUCGACUACGUCUUGUUCUCUUCGUUCGGUAUCGAGCUUGA
Molecule: messenger RNA, 414 nt
Organism: Recurvomyces mirabilis
Lineage: Eukaryota; Fungi; Ascomycota; Dothideomycetes; Mycosphaerellales; Teratosphaeriaceae
Exons: 1
Coding region: 1-414 (137 amino acids)
Source: RefSeq, a predicted model, not a curated record